AUGGGGAUAGGACGCUUCUACCGGUGGCUUUCCGAGCGCUAUCCGCUCAUAAACGAGAAGAUUGAUGCUUCGUCCAUCCCUGCUUUCGACAACUUGUACUUGGAUAUGAAUGGAAUUUUGCACAACUGCAGUGGCAUGCUGCAUGCGAAUGAGAACUUGAUGUGGCAGUCAGUCUUUUCAGCUUUGGAUCUAGUUAUAUCCACCAUAUCCCCACGCAAGCUGCUCUAUCUCGCGGCUGAUGGAGUGGCUCCUCGUGCUAAGAUGAAUCAGCAGCGAGCCCGUCGGUACAGGGCAGCUAAGAGUGCAGCGGAAGCGGCUGCAGCAGAAGAGAAUCUGCGGCGUGCAGACGCAAUGUCAGACGCGAAGGGUCAGGGAGCUGGUUCAUGCUCGGCUAGGAAGGCAGCUCACACCGUAAAGGGAUUUGACAGUAACUGCAUUUCUCCUGGAACAGAGUUCAUGGCCUCUUUCUUUCGCCAUCUUCGAUUUUUUUGUGAGAAGAAGCUCAACGAAGAUCAGCGGUGGCGUGGGCUGAAAGUUUUGCUGUCAGGUCCUGAUGUUCCUGGGGAGGGAGAGCACAAAAUAAUGGCCUACCUUCGGUGCUGCAAGGCGGCAGGCAAUGCAGAUCCCAAUACAAGGCACUGCCUGUAUGGCCUCGACGCCGAUCUAAUAAUGUUGUCCCUUGCGUCUCACGAGCCGCAGUUCGCAUUGUUAAGGGAGGAAGUCAUCUUUGGUCGCCAAACUACUGUCGAUGCAGCAGACAGAAUGCUGUAUAAUCCCGAGAAGCUCCAGCUCUUGCAUAUCUCGUUGCUGCGGGAGUACUUGGUGAUUGAUCUUCUGCCCGAGAAGGUGGCUUAUAGUCUACACCAGCGGCAGCUGCAGGCCUCUACGCAGCAGCGGCAAGUCUCAGAAAACGUGUCAUCGAGCACAAGCAAUGGAUCCGAUGCGGUGUCUCUGCCGCCAAAUCAGAAACUAGAAACGCGGAUACACCCCAACAUCGAGACGAUGCUCUCUCUCGCGAGCGAGAGGGAGCGCGUCAUUGAUGACUUUGUCAUUUUCUGCUUUCUGGCGGGGAACGAUUUUUUGCCGCAUACGUUCUCAACAGAUAUCGGAGAGAAAGGCCUUGACACCAUGAUUGCCUGUUACCGCAGGUUUCUUGCCGAGUAUCGCGUCUUGGCAGCUCCUUUGACGAGCGUUACUCCCGACGAUGGGCCAUGGCUUGUGAGGCGAUGCGGCCAGCUGAAUCUCUUGAACUUGUACAUUUUCCUCAACCUAUUUGUGUCUACGGUAGAAGACCCCAAGGUUGAAGGGAAGGCGUCAGACAUGCAGUGGCUAAGGCAGAAGAGGGGGGGCAGAGAGCUGGAAGAGGAGAUGGAGCUGUAUGCCUCGUGUGGAGAUGCAAGCGCAGCGUUUCGUGCUCGAUUUUAUCAGCGAAAGCUGAAUUUCGCAGUCUUUAAGCCUGAGGGGCAGGCGAAGCUGCAGCAUCUGUGCCAGAGUUACCUAGAAGGUCUUCAGUGGGUUGCGUAUUAUUACUUUCGUGGCUGCGACGGAAGCGGAUGGAGGUGGUAUUACCCAUACCACUAUGCACCGUUCAUGCACGACGUCCUCCGAUGCUCCGUCUUUAACCCCAGUGGUGUAUACGGCGAGGUGUAUAGCAGCAGCAGCGCGACUUGUGGCUUCCCCGAGAGAGUCGCGGAGGCAGCUGAGUUCGAUCGCGCUUAUCUUGUGAACCGAACAAUUUCGCUGCCAGACGGUUCGCCCUACUCGCCCUUCAUGCAGCUGCUCUCCAUCUUACCUCCGCAAUCAGCAAAUCUGCUGCCAGAAGAACUGCGGCCCCUUCUAUUGAAUCCUCCAGCGGAACUCGCGCAUGCGUUUCCUCGAGACUUCGAGAUCGAUAUGGAAGGGGUCAAAGUUCCUUGGGGGGGCGUCACGCUACUGCCCUUUGUGGACGAGGCUACGCUUGAGCGCAUAGUUCUUCCGUUGCUUAGACGGCUUCGACCGGAUGUCUUGAGACGCAAUAUUGUUGGCCGUGUGGUUCUGCUGAUGCGGGAUGAGACAUCUAGCGUAAAGCAGGGUCGUCGCUUUAAUAAUGCCGUAACUUCACUGGCGUCUGCAGAUGCGGUGUAUGACUGCGAAUGUUUCUUCUUCAAGCACAAAGUAAUCAGUAGAAGCCUCGACAUUUUGGUAGACGUUCCCAGUGUCUUGGCACAGGUGCAAGGGUGUUGCACGGAGGCUGACAGCGAGGGCUUCUCCUCGGAAGCCGAGGCAGCAUCGUCUCAUAAUUCUGUCUUCCCGUCUUCACUGCCAUCGAUCUUUCCCGACGUGCUCAAUAGCUGUGUGCUCGAGGAGGAGGUGCUUGUGCUACCGCCCCCCUUCGUUGCGCGAUUAGAUGAGCGCAAGGCGCACAGCCUCCUCACGCUGCUAAGCCUCAGCCACACUGAUUGCUCUGAUUAUUCCAGAUGCAACCCUAGAGAGGCAGCAGACGCACAUGUCGCUCAGAUCUGCUCCUUCCUCAAGACGCAAGGGGCCGUCCUACUACCAUCCGAGAAAAGGAAAUCUGACAAGGCUGCUCUUCCACAGCUGCCUUCGCCAGAUAUGCAUCCCCAAGACACUGAGCUUCUCUUUCCAACGAUGCCACUUCCAGGGGCCUCCCCCGAUGCGGCUGCCCUCACGCCUUCCCUCUAUGCUCUUUGCUUCGCCUGGCACUAUGGGAGCGGCGUGAAAGUCUUUCGCCGCGAAUCUGCCAAUCAGUCUGUGGUGAUGAGCACGAUGCCCUUCCCUCGCCAGCAGCUGCAACAGCGAUCCGCAAGAACGCUCAUCGACCUGCUGCAGCCUGAGGCUGCGCUGCUAAAGCUCCUUGACUCCAAAUUCGUCCUCUACGAUUUCCCCUUCGUUAAACUCGCUUCGCCAGUCGCCAUUUGGCUUCCUACGAUUUACUAUCCUUUGGAGGAGCGUCCUCGUGGAGAGCGGAGCUCUGAGGUGCCUUGCGCACCCACAGAGCAGCUGCAGGCUGUAGAGACGGAGAAGCGGCGUCUGCAGCUGCAAGGCAUUGCAGUGGCAGACGAACUGGAGGCCUUUAGCUUUUUCGAGCAGCAUGCAACCCGCGCACAGUGGCGUUCGCAGGCAGCAGCGGCAAUGGCAAGGAAUAAAGCAGCAGAAGAGCAACCACGAACAGCAGUAGCGACGUACUGGCACCCCGAUCAGCAGAUUCUGGGGGGGAGCCACACAGACGAAGCAGAAGCCAGGUCCAAGGAAGCAGGGGGAGCAGCAGCUGCCCAGCAGCCCCCUACCGAAGUGCAACUUCAGCAACUCGCCAUGGCCUUAACGCGAGCACUUCCUGGUACCCAGCAGCAGCAAAUGGCGAGAGAAUGUCAUCCCUCAACUGCCCUCUCAACCGUCCUCGUCGAGCUGCUGCCGGUAGAAGACGUCGUUCUCGAGGAGAGGCUUGUGGGGGCAGCCGAGCAGCUAGCGAGAGAAGGCUGCAGUUCUGGGAGCGAGAGGCUUGCUGCUGCUCGCCUCGACGCGAAGACGACUCCCUGCGCACACUUUCGGUACAGCGCACAGACGGUGUAUCGUCUGCUGCCGCUGAUUGCACAGCCCUCCAAAGCUCUCGUUGAGAGCCUUCAGCAGUGUCACCAGGAAGUGUUAGAGGCCGUCGCAGCGCACAAAACGCACCGCUGGCGCGUCGGAGAAGACGUGUUAUGCAUCUUCUCCAGCGCAGCUAAGCUAGCCGGCUAUCGGCUGCUUCGGGGAGUCACGGGAGUGCUUGCAGACCCUCCCGACGAGGAGGGAAAAAAGCCGCUCUCCGUUCACGUUGCUGCCGCGAGGCGGGGAGAGACUCCCGACUUCCAGCGCAGCCUUCAGGAUGCAUGCAAGGCCAUCUGCGCUGCCACGCGAGUGCGUUCUCCCUCUUCCGCCUUCUGCUUUUCUCGCUGCGUUUGCAUCGCUCUCAGUGCGAGACGUUUCGUAGAGGCACGUCCUCCUGAAAGCCUUGCUGCAACAUGGUUAAAAGACGAGGCGGAAAUGCAUACUCUGGAACAAGCCGCAGCUCUCAUGGGUGUAACGCCCUUCGCCGCGUAUUGCAUCUUCUCCUCUGUCUUCGUGAAGGAAGGCGACAAUCUCUACGACUGCGGCUUGCACACGAUUAUUUUUGUGGAAGAAACGCGAGCGCCUGCAUUUGUGUUGGCGUAUUCGCUGCCCUGGCCACGUCCUGCUAUCCGAGCUCGAUGCAACACGCAUCUCUUCACGGCGAAGACAGUCGAACUUGGGAAGCAGCUUCUGGAUGCCUUUCCGGCGCUGAGAAACGCCCUAGACGCGGCUAGCGUUAACGCGAAAAAUUUGUCCUCAAGGUGUCAUUUAAAGGCCUCCAGUGUGUUCGCGGGAUCGGGCGAUCCCGCCUUCCUAGCAAGUCGCUUGGCAUCCAUGGCCGCUCAGUCUCCCUCUAGACGUGCCAAAGCGGUGCCUGCAGAGUAUGCACACCUCUCAGCCCCAGUGCGAGCAGCAGACUUGCUCUCAAUUCAGAAGCACAUCCUCGCGGGAUUCUUACGGCUAAGAGGCGUGCAGCACAACGGCCUUGGCGAGUAUACCUUUAUCUUUGCAGUGCAAAUGCAGCUUGGUCAGCGUCUAGCGUACUCCCGCUAUCGAGGCUCUGUGCCGCAGGGAUCUCGGGGAACGGCGGUUGGUUUCGCCUCGCAGCUUGGCAAGUGCAGAAUCGAGUGCGAUUGGUGUCAGCCUGGCAGGUAUGCAGACGUUGCUGAAGGAAACGCAGCAAGCAGCAGCGCACGGCCUGCUUCGCCUUUCUCUGUCAAGGGGUCUAUCAAUUUUGCCCCCUUCUUCCUUCGCCUUACACCGCGGAAACGCUUGGAUUUGACUGCAGCUGCUCCCGAGACUGCGACACUUCGCUCAGAGAGAGACGCUCAACGCAUCCUUUCGCAGCUCAAUACGCAGGAUAAGCUCGACCUUUUCCAGCAACAAAUGGCGUAUCUUGACGACGUUUGCAUCGAAGUGCUGCUAGAUGAGUCGUGCCUCGGGGCAUCUGACGGAGACGGCCGAAUCAGCGCGCUUCGCAUGCUAAGGGCUCCUGCUAGCCAAUGGUUGCCUCUCUGCGUUGGCGAAUUGCAGAGCAUUGCACGAUCCAAGAGUGCUUGCAGCUCUGCCUUCGCCACUGCAGUUUGUGGGGAUUAA
Cyclospora cayetanensis is the source of this 5181-nucleotide messenger RNA. RefSeq lists its product as uncharacterized. NCBI's taxonomy places the organism in Eukaryota, Apicomplexa, Conoidasida, Eucoccidiorida, Eimeriidae. Gene Ontology annotation, cellular component: nucleus. The transcript is spliced from 22 exons. Gene Ontology annotation, molecular function: 5'-3' RNA exonuclease activity; RNA binding. The record is from RefSeq and is a predicted model, not a curated record. Gene Ontology annotation, biological process: nuclear-transcribed mRNA catabolic process. The coding region runs from base 1 to 5181 and encodes 1726 amino acids.